CUUAACUGGCCAAUCAACAAGCAACUUGCUUUUCAUUGGGUAUCAUUUGAUUAGUUCAUAAUUCGAUAAAACUAACGCCAAAAGGCGCUAUUUGUCUUGUCCAAUCAAAAUUUUGAAUUAUUAUUUGAAAAAAAUUAAAUUUCUGAAAUUUUUGGUUUGAUUAAAUUCAAACUAUUCGGUUUUGGAUUGACAAUAACUUGAUGAUGUAUCAACAACCAGAAAAUUCCAAUGAUAAUUCAUUAAUGGCAGAUCAAAUGGGCCAUACAACAGAUAGUUAUGAUAGUGGAGACAAUGAUCGUAGUGAAUUAUUAUUGCGUGAACAGGAUCGUUUCUUACCAAUCGCUAAUAUAUCAAGAAUAAUGAAAAAAUCGAUACCAGCCAAUGGAAAAAUAGCUAAAGAGGCAAAAGAAUGUGUUCAAGAAUGUGUUUCCGAAUUCAUUAGCUUCAUUACAAGCGAAGCUAGUGAUCGAUGUAAACAAGAAAAACGUAAAACGAUCAAUGGUGAUGAUAUUUUAUUUGCUAUGUCUGUACUUGGAUUCGAUAAUUAUAUUGAACCAUUACAAGUAUAUCUGAUGAAAUAUAGAGAUUUUAUCAGUCGUAAUGAUAAGGAAAUCAAAAAUAUUGAUCUCAAAGAUGAUGACGAUGAUAGCUCAUCAACAAAUCAACAUGAAGAUGAUUCCAUUCAAUAGUUUUGACUAAAUUCAUUCAUUCUAGCAGUUCUGAUUUCAAUCUUUUUUUAUCAAUCUAUUAGAUUUAUCCAUUAUUGUAAAAUAAUU
Messenger RNA from Dermatophagoides pteronyssinus (European house dust mite), 776 nucleotides. RefSeq names its product nuclear factor Y-box B (gene Nf-YB). Gene Ontology annotation, cellular component: nucleus; CCAAT-binding factor complex. The record is from RefSeq and is a predicted model, not a curated record. Gene Ontology annotation, molecular function: protein heterodimerization activity; RNA polymerase II cis-regulatory region sequence-specific DNA binding; DNA-binding transcription activator activity, RNA polymerase II-specific. Gene Ontology annotation, biological process: regulation of transcription by RNA polymerase II. NCBI's taxonomy places the organism in Eukaryota, Metazoa, Arthropoda, Arachnida, Sarcoptiformes, Pyroglyphidae.